Lineus longissimus is the source of this 1925-nucleotide messenger RNA. RefSeq names its product syntaxin-16-like. The transcript has 8 exons. Gene Ontology annotation, cellular component: membrane; SNARE complex; endomembrane system. The record is from RefSeq and is a predicted model, not a curated record. Lineage: Eukaryota; Metazoa; Nemertea; Pilidiophora; Heteronemertea; Lineidae. Gene Ontology annotation, biological process: vesicle-mediated transport; vesicle fusion; intracellular protein transport. Gene Ontology annotation, molecular function: SNAP receptor activity; SNARE binding. The coding region runs from base 88 to 1050 and encodes 320 amino acids.
CGUAAAUUUUCACAAUGGCCGACAAAAAUUAAAGUUGGAAAAUUUUCUCAAAAAUUCGCCUCUAAAACCUUAUUACAUUCCUUAAUCAUGGCAACAAGAAGCCUGACAGAAGUGUUCAUUCUGAUGAGGAACAAUGCCAUGCAAAAUCGGCAUAUGUAUUCUGAACAAGUGAGUAGUCCUCCUCAAAGUAACACACCCGAAGAAGCGCUUGCUGAUGAUCGUAUGGCAUUAGUUUCAAGCAGCAACAAUGACCCAGAGUUAGGACACCUACAAGGCUCCACUAAACUCCCACCAGAAUGGAUCGAUGGCGUAGAAGAAGUCCAAUAUGAAAUGUCUCGCAUCAAACAAAAACUAAAGGACCUGACCUCCCUACAUGACAAACAUUUAAAUCGUCCCACAUUAGAUGACAGUAUAGAUGAAGAACAUGCCAUUGAGAUACAAACUAGAGAAAUCACACAAAUGUUCCACCGCUGUCAAAGACUAGUCCACCAGAUCGGGAACAAGAGCAAAUUCGGAACAAGCCAGGAACAAAAACUCACAGUCAAUGUCACAUCGUCACUCGCCAGAGGUCUGCAGGAUCUCUCUACAAAUUUUAGGCAGGGACAAUCGAAAUAUCUCAAAAAGUUAAAAACACGUGAGGAGCGCUCAAAGCAGUAUUUUGACUCGGGAAGUCCAUUUUUAGAGGAAACAGAAGCCCCUGGCGAUGACUUCUACGAUCGGGGCUUUACGGACGUGCAGCUACAUUUAGUGGAAGAUAACUCUCAUAUGGUUCAACAAAGAGAUAAAGAAAUCACUCAGAUUGUAAAGUCGAUACAGGAUUUAAAUGAAGUAUUCAGAGAUUUAGGCACAAUGAUUGUAGAACAGGGGACAGUGUUAGAUCGGAUAGACUUCAAUCUGGAACAAACGCAAACACGUGUCGAAUCUGGUCUUCAACAACUACAAAAAGCAGAAAAAUCUCAGAAGAAAAAUAAGAAAAUGUUAAUUAUCAUUGCACUAGGUGUAAUUGUGAUACUAUUAAUUAUAAUACUCAUAGCUGUAAAACAUCGGUAAUAUAUGUUUAAGGUACUAGUGUGUAGCAUAAUGUAUAUUAAUUAUUUGUAUGUGUAUCGGUGCCAAAAAUGUUUACAAGGUCAGCAAAGAGCGGCAUGAAGCGAGCAUAUCAUGAAUUGGUUAGCGGGGAUUGUUGUAGUAAAUCAGCAGAAAACUGGUUAUUUAUUCAUGGAUUUGUUACAUAUCUUUGCUUACAUACAGUUGCAUGUUUAUCCUCAGUUCUAAAAGUGGCUGUACAGCUAAAACUAUCACGACUGCAACAAGUCUAGUUCAGCUUUUCAGCUUUAGCCACGUCUAAAAUAAGAUGAGUGUGUUUAUUUCAUGUGAAGUUAUUUGAAGACCCUUAGGUAAAGUGUCUAUCCGUUUUGCAUGGGGUGGCAAAAUCUCUGAUUGGCUUGCUUACGAAUAUGACAAAGAUUCGAUAACUGGCUAUCAGAAAGAGGACUGCUGCUGGUGGUGAAUAGCAUGUAUAACAUGUACUUGGCACGCCUUUUGGUGAAACCAUGGGGUGCUUCAGUGUUGACACAUGUAUUUAACUGCUUGCAAUUCUAAGUGCAUGAUAGUCUUAGGAGGCAAGUGUAACUUUAAGAAAAUGGAAUCGGUUUGUUUCCAUAUGAAUAAUGUUAUGAUUGAUGGGCAACAGGAUUCAGUUAAGUGCAUGAUAGUCUUAGGAGUCAAGUGUAACUUAAAGAAAAUGGAAUCAGUUUGUUUCCAUAUGAAUAAUGUUAUGAUUGAUGAGCAACAGGAUUCAGUUAAACUGGAUCUGAGAGAUCUUAUUCUGUGUAUAUCUAGUUUUAUCGGGUGUAAAUUGCAAUAUUGUAUAUAUCCUGUACAUAACUGAACUAAGGUAAUAAAAGACUAGUAUGUGAAGAAAA